CGGGGAGGUUCUAGUCUGUUCUGCCUCUCAGCAGCCGCCCCCUUUACGCGGUCACGCUGAGCUAGCCCGGGCUUGGGAUCGGGCUGCAGCCUCUGCCGCGCCCGCCGCCUACUGCUGCCUCCCGCCGCCUCCGGACCAUGGACCCCCGCAAAGUGAGCGAGCUUCGAGCCUUUGUGAAAAUGUGCAAGCAGGACCCAAGCGUUCUGCACACCGAGGAAAUGCGCUUCCUGAAGGAGUGGGUGGAGAGCAUGGGGGGUAAAAUACCACCUGCUACUCAUAAAACUAAAUUGGAAGAAAAUACCAAGGAAGAAAAAACAGAUAGUAGGAAGGCGGAGGAAAACAUAAAGACAGACGAACCAUCAAGUGAGGAGAGUGAUCUAGAAAUUGACAAUGAAGGUGUGAUUGAACCAGACACUGAUGCCCCUCAAGAAAUGGGAGAUGAAAAUGUAGAGAUAACUGAGGAGAUGAUGGAUCAGGCAAAUGAUAAAAAAGUGGCUGCCAUUGAUGCCCUAAAUGAUGGUGAACUACAGAAAGCCAUUGACUUGUUCACAGAUGCCAUCAAGCUAAAUCCUCGUUUGGCCAUUCUUUAUGCCAAGAGAGCGAGUGUCUUCAUCAAAUUACAGAAGCCAAAUGCUGCCAUCCGAGACUGUGACAGAGCUAUUGAAAUAAAUCCUGAUUCUGCUCAGCCAUACAAGUGGCGAGGGAAAGCACACAGACUUUUGGGCCAUUGGGAAGAAGCUGCCCAUGAUCUUGCCCUUGCCUGUAAGCUGGAUUAUGAUGAAGAUGCUAGUGCAAUGCUGAAAGAAGUUCAACCAAGGGCCCAGAAAAUUGCUGAACAUCGGAGAAAGUAUGAGCGAAAACGUGAAGAGCGAGAGAUCAAAGAAAGAAUAGAAAGAGUCAAGAAGGCUCGGGAAGAACAUGAGAGAGCCCAGAGGGAGGAAGAAGCCAGACGACAAUCAGGAGCUCAGUAUGGCUCUUUUCCAGGUGGCUUUCCUGGCGGAAUGCCUGGUAAUUUUCCUGGAGGAAUGCCUGGAAUGGGAGGGGGCAUGCCUGGAAUGGCAGGAAUGCCUGGGCUCAAUGAAAUUCUUAGUGAUCCAGAGGUUCUUGCAGCCAUGCAGGAUCCAGAAGUUAUGGUGGCCUUCCAGGAUGUGGCUCAGAACCCGGCAAAUAUGUCAAAAUAUCAGAGCAACCCAAAGGUUAUGAAUCUCAUCAGUAAAUUGUCGGCCAAAUUUGGAGGUCAAGCAUAAUGCCCUUCUGACAAAUAAAGCCCCUGCUGAAGAAAAAGCAACUUAGAUCACCUAAUGGAUGUCGCAAUAAUACAAACCAGUGUACCUCUGAUCUUCUCAUGAAGAAAGCUGGGGUGCUUUGAAGAUAAUCCCUACCCCUCUGCUCCAAAUGCAGCUGAAACAUUUUACAGUGGUUUGCCAUUAGGAUAUUCAUUCAGAUAAUGUUUUCUUACUAGAAAUUUAAAACUUUAAACAAUUUUUAAACCUUAAAAAUAUUUAAAACGAGGGUGUGUUAAUCCCUACAUUUUUCUUUACUAAUCAUUUUGGUUUUUUCCUUUGAAUUAGUUAGGCAAGGAAGAUACUUCAGUAUGGAAGAUUUAUUGUUCAAGUUUGAGUGAAAUAAAGAUUUAUUAGUGGGAAGCAAAUGUAACAUUUAAAUAGAUAAAGUUUGAGUUGGAUAUAUGGUCACUGAGGCAUUUUGAUUUGUCUUUUUAAUUGCUUUAUUAUUAUUUUUUUUAAUGAUUUGCUUCCAUGAAACUAUUGGGACCACCAGUCUUGCAGUAGGACCUGGGUAGGGACUGGAAGUACUUGGCAGGGCAGCAGUAAUCUUACUACAUUUUAUAUAAUGUGUACCCUUGUGCAGAUUAACUUAAAUCUUACACUGUGGUGAAAGGAUGAUUUUUAUACUGCUGCAGUAAAAUUGGAUUACUUCGCUCUGUUCUUGUCUGAUAUCUAAAAUAAAUGUUUCACAUUUCCACACAGGGGAAAUAAGGGAAUACUUUUCUUUUUGUAUUUCUAUGUUUAAAAUGUUCUUUUCAGAUCAGAAAAUGCCCAACUCUUUGUCUGCUUUCUCCUUGUUUUCACAUUUUUUUCAUCCUACUCUUCUUGGGGUAAAGAUGAUGCUUUUUCACUAGCGUCAUCACUGCUAUCAUCAUUCACAGCAUAAUUAUGCAAGCAUAUUUAACGCUGGGUUUAAUUUAAUAUGUAAUACAAAUAAUGGCUAUGUAGGGUAAUACCCAUAAUAGCUGUAGUUUCUUACUUGGCCAAGAGAUUUCAUAUUUAAGUGUUAGAUUUCCUCUUUGGUGAAAUCGUAACAUACCAAAAGAUGUUGGAAGAAGGGAUUCCCUUUGGUGUUUGGUCUCCUACUUAGGAAAUACCUAUUGCAGUUAGAGUUUAUCUUGUAGUAUUAAUUUUGGGAGAAGUUUGAAUUAAUUGAUACACAAAGAGGGGCAUCUAAAUUCCUAAUCCAGCAUGAACUAAAAAAAUUGAUGAGAUUCAUGGUGAUUCUUCUUUGUGGAGUUCUCAGCAUUGUGAAAGAUGCAUUGUUCUAUUCAGCUCUUAAAUACUGCAGCCAUGUCCCCACCUCUCCUUAUUCCUUCCCUGUCCUCCAAGGAUAAAGAAAAUGAUAAAUUUUUUGUUGUACAUCCAAUUCUUAUAUUAAAUGAGGCUAAGUCCAGGCACUGUACCAGGAAUUGCUAGGUUUCUACUUAUUUUUCAAUGUAAAGUGCUAGUUUAAAAGCAGUUUCAGGGGAUGAGACCCUCUGUACUUUGCUUAUUUGAAGAAUCAGUGGUAGGAGCAGUGAAGUAAAUUCCAUGGAGUACAUUUCUGAAAUCAUAAGUAAGUUGAUUCAAGUUUUUACCCUUUGCUGUAUGCAAGCAAAUAGAAAUGCAUCUGUUAAGUGAGAAAAAGCUGUAUGCUGAUUAUGCUUUUUAAACCCUUUAAAAAUACUCAGCAUAUAAACUUGA
This is a messenger RNA of Lagenorhynchus albirostris (white-beaked dolphin), 2972 nucleotides long. It is a transcript of the gene ST13, whose product is annotated as ST13 Hsp70 interacting protein. The record is from RefSeq and is a predicted model, not a curated record. The transcript has 12 exons. Gene Ontology annotation, molecular function: protein dimerization activity; Hsp70 protein binding. Lineage: Eukaryota; Metazoa; Chordata; Mammalia; Artiodactyla; Delphinidae. Bases 138 to 1247 code for a protein of 369 amino acids.